This is a messenger RNA of Sphaeroforma arctica JP610, 1906 nucleotides long. RefSeq lists its product as hypothetical. The coding region runs from base 219 to 1364 and encodes 381 amino acids. The record is from RefSeq and is a predicted model, not a curated record. The transcript has 8 exons. Lineage: Eukaryota; Ichthyosporea; Ichthyophonida.
CGGAGCUAUAUCAGCACAGAAAGAACACAUUGAAUUACCUGUCUCGGAUAUUUGAACAAUACGUAUGCAUUUGUCCACUCAUGCAGGCUUGCAGGUGACUUGACCGCACCUCAAACGAGUUACCCUUUAUCCCUUUAUCAAUACAUCUCUGUAUAUAUACAAUCAUUUACAUUUAUAUUAAAUAUAUAUAUAUAUUAUAAAUUCAUUAUCAUCUACAAAUGCCUUCCUUGGCUAGACGCGUGCACUCAACAACCGAUCUGACGGCGCUCAGAAGGUUUGAGAACAGAGUCGAUCAACGAGAUGAAUGCGAAAGCACAAUAUGGGACUACGAUGAUGGUAGCUUAGGAACAGCCCACACAGCAACGGCAUCGAAUGCAUCGUCGGCUGGCCUCUCUGCGCUUGUGCUAGAAUUGCAAGACAAGGAUCUAUCCGAGUUUGUUGACACUGAUCUGCCUGAGUUCGAUCGGACGAAAUCAUCGAGUGGCACUUAUGCAACCUACACUGAUAAAGCGCCAGCCGAACUCGAAAUCGACGUCGAUGUGGGGGUGCCCACCUUCGUAGCCGACUCGAUGCAAACCCUGUCUGGUGUUCGUAUCCCUCUGAUACCAGAGCGCGCUGUGAGUUCAAUAGCCCUGGACAAGGAACGACUCAGCGAGGGUGCGGGAAACUCUCCUGAUCUUAGCGCUCGCUUGGCUGUGCGACGGACACGUACGCUGCCACCGUUUGUGAAGCACCUGUCGCCGAUGGAGAAGAAAUUGAGUGAGCGGAUAUUGACAGACGAUGCGUGGAUGAUGCGAAGUAAAGCCAAAGCGAACGCAAGGAUUCUACGGGGAGAAACAAACGAUUCGAAGAAAUUGUCCAGGGGCCGGUCGACAAGUGCACUGUCAGGCAUGGGCGCCCAAUCGAGCUCGCUUUCAGACCUUUUCUUAGAGAUGCUGGGGCGACCCGUGAAGCAUGAUACCGAAACCUGGUAUGACAAACUCAACAAGAAGGCGGGUGGCCAGAAUGGGGCCCAAAAUGGGUCUCAAUUGAACCUAAGUGUUAUGGCCUGGGACAGCGUACACGUACUCCCAGGACAGGCAGUGGCACCCAAUGAACAUUGCAAGGUUGUGACCGUGAAAGGAGAUGCAGGCGCCGAGACAAGGGAGGAGCGGUCCAUUCAGAUUGUGCUCCGCCCCACUGACGUAGCGGAGACAUGGUCCAGAUUUGAAUACGACAGGACACCCGGACAACCCCCGCAGUUCACAAUGGAGGAUCUGCAGCAGAUGCGCAAUGAGAUGAUCAGCUACAAGAUCACUGAAAUGGAUGUCCAUCCCGAAAGCAGGCAGAAUACACACAUCUACAGACCAGAAAUAUCACGAUAGUGCUGGUCUUUCUAAUGGGACCGAUUCGACCUCAUGGACACCUUGCAUAGGCUCGUCUCCUCAGAGCUCACUUGUGCCGGAGACAUGGCCAAGCACUGACAUAACUACCGACUGGUGCGACCGAACACCACAUAUAAGCAACCGAUAAGACCGCUCCCAAUCAGCCCACGACAUGAUGAAUCAGCUUGAUGGGAGAGGCGUCCGAAGGAUCAUCCAUUGGGCUGAAGAGCGGAUAAAACUAAGUGUAAAAUAGGCUUUUCAAGCGGUUCGAGUUGGAGAUCCCAUGUGUAUCGGUGACACGUGUAUGUAUGCCUGACUCUCGCUUAGCGGCCGGUUGGUUAUAUAGCGUCGCGGUCACGCAUGCUUCGUGUAGGUAUUAUAUGCACACAUGGGCAGGACACCUCAUUCCACAGCACAGUCGUAUAUAGAGCAUACGGGCGAUGUAGGAUUGUCUGCCGGACUACAAAUGGGCCAAGGAAUGUAAGCUUAAUAGUGCGGCCCAGUAUAACUCUGCCACCCAACAAAUAAAAUGGAAAAAGUGC